CGAUGUGCAAGCUCUUGGAUUGAUUUACAUCGCGCUUAUGAGCAUGGGCUUUGCCCGAUCAGCAGGUGAUUGCAGCGUGCGCUGGAUGCGAGCCGUGCGCGGCGUCGCGCUGGCCGCGGCGUGCUGCCGGGCGUUCGUGCUUCCGACGAAGCCACGACAUCCCUCCCUGUCGCGCGCCGCGGCGCGCGACGCGCCGGAAAACGACGUCUACGACGUCGUCAUCUGCGGCGCCGGCCCGUCCGGCCUGUCGCUCGCGUCGGCCUGCGCGCGGCGCGACCUCAGCGUCUGCGUGGUCGACCCGGCGCUGGACAAGCCCUGGCCGAACAACUACGGCGUCUGGAUCGACGAGGUCGAGCCGCUGGGCUACGGCGACUGCUGCGACGCCGUCUGGCGCGAGAGCAGCGUCGUCUUCGAGGACGCCGGCGCGGGCGACCUCGCGAACGUGACGCUGCGGCGGCCCUACGGCCGCGUGGACCGGAUCGCGCUGAAGCGGCGCCUCGUGGACGAGUGCGGGCCAUCGACGGUUUUCGUGAGCGAGGGCGCGCGCCGCGUCGACCACCGCGACGACGCGCCGAGCGAGGUCUCGCUGGACGGCGGGUCGUCCGUCCGGGGCCUCGCCGUCGUCGACGCCACGGGCUUCAAGCGCAAGUUCGUCGAGCACGCCGCGGCCUUCGACCCGGGCCUCCAGGUCACCUACGGCGCGCUGCUCGACGUGCCCGGCGGCCACCCGUUCCCGCUCGACAAGCUCGUCCUCAUGGACUACCGCGACGGCUACCUCGGCGACGACGCGGCCGCGGUGAAGCGCAACGAGCGCUUCCCGUCCUUCAUGUACGUCAUGCCCCUGUCGGAGCGCAAAAUCUUCUUCGAGGAGACGAUCCUCGCGAGCCGCGGGGCGGGGAAAGACAGGGACCUCGAGGCGCGGCUGAGGAAGCGCCUCGCGGCGUCCUACGGCAUCGGCGAGUUCACGGUGUUAGAGUCGGAGCGGGCGGCCAUCCCCAUGGGGGGCGCGGACCCCGUCGUGCCCCAGCGGACGGUAGGCUGCGGGUCCACGGCGUCGUGCAUCCACCCCGCGUCCGGCUACAUGGUCGCGCGCGCCCUGGAGGUCGCGCCGCGCGUCGCCGACGCGCUCGCGAGCCACCCGCGCCUGUCGGCCGCCGGCCGCGCGGCCGCGCGGGACCGCGGCCGCGAGGCGCCGGGCGAGCUCGCGUCGCUGUCGGCGGCCGCGUGGGACGCGACGUGGCCGAGGGACGACCGGAAGCAGCGCGACUUCAUGCACUUCGGCUUCGAGCUGCUGUGCGACCUGAGCCCGGGCGAGCUGCGCGACUUCUUCGCGGGCUUCUUCCGGCUGCCGGACGCGCUCUGGGAGCACUUCCUCAGCUGGCGGCUCUCGGGCGCGGGGCACGUCUACAUGGGCGCGCUCGUCUGGUGGGCCUGCAUCCCGAAGCGCUUCAUGCUGCCCAUGCUCGUCAAGUCGCUGCCCUACCUCGUCGACAAGCUCGUGCUGCCCUUCGCGUCGCGCGGCGGCCCGCCGCUCGCGGAGCACACGCCCUACUCCGAGGCGAAGUGGCGGCCCGACCGCUACUACGCCUACCUCGACGACCUGCGCGCGGACCUCGAGGAGCACCACCAUCGUCGGAGUUAACUGCUACGAGGCU
Molecule: messenger RNA, 1655 nt
Organism: Aureococcus anophagefferens
Lineage: Eukaryota; Pelagophyceae; Pelagomonadales; Pelagomonadaceae
Exons: 2
Coding region: 38-1642 (534 amino acids)
Biological process (GO): carotenoid biosynthetic process
Molecular function (GO): oxidoreductase activity, acting on paired donors, with incorporation or reduction of molecular oxygen
Source: RefSeq, a predicted model, not a curated record